AUGUUAAAAAGAACAAUAGUUAAAACAGAAGAAAUUAGACAUUCAAUUAAAGCAUUGAUUGGAUUUAAAGUUACAAAUGGUGAUCAUAUUCAUAGUUUAUUUUUAAAAGGUUCUCACACAAAAUCAAGUAAUAUGAAAAGAAUUAGAGAAGGAUUAUAUUUUAGUUUAUUACAAAAUCAAAAGGAAUCAACUACUCAUGGUUUAUUUUCAAAAGAAUUUUGUGAUUUUCAUAAAAUUGAUUUAAAAAAGUUUGAAGAUCUUUCAAAGAAAUUAUCAUUUGGUUUACAUGAACUUGAAGAUGGUAAUUUUUGGUUUAAUGAACAUCAUUAUAACGUUUUUGGUGAAUAUAAUGUAAUUGAAAAACCAUUCAAUAAAAGCGAUCAUCCAAAUUCCAAUGAGCAUACCCUUUCAUAUGAAAAUGGUAACUCAUAUAACGCUUUGGUAAACAAAUAUAAACUACUUCAAAAAUUUUCUGAUGAACAUAAUUUAGGACUUACAUUCAAAGAAGAAGAUAUUCCCAAUAAUCUUAUUUAUUAUCCUGAACAUAUUUUAAAAACUCAAGUAAUAGAUGGAGAUGAUCAAACAAACUAA
This is a messenger RNA of Dictyostelium discoideum AX4, 591 nucleotides long. RefSeq lists its product as hypothetical. The record is from RefSeq and is a predicted model, not a curated record. Bases 1 to 591 code for a protein of 196 amino acids. NCBI's taxonomy places the organism in Eukaryota, Evosea, Eumycetozoa, Dictyosteliales, Dictyosteliaceae. The transcript is spliced from 2 exons.